AUGUUUGGGGUGUACAUUGGCCUGGAGCGCAUACGGGCAGUGUUGCGAAUUGCCCUCCCAGUUGCAGUCGCCCUGGACUUGGUGCACAGCUUCUACUAUGUGGCCUUGCUGGUGAGGGACAGGAUGAUCGAAAUGGAGGAGGAGCACAAUCAGGCUGUGAUGCAGUGUGUGGAGGGGUUUAUGUUAAAGGUGGGCGCCAAGUGCCAGCUCCGCGACAGCAGCUUCUGGCCGCAGGAGCUGACCGGCGCCAUGGCUGCCUUCGGCCACUGCCCCGUGCCCCAGGAUCCACAACAUCACAGCCAUGGGCGCAGCCACGGCGACAUCCGCUUCAUGCUGUCGCCCGACCCCCUGGCCCUGUUGCUGGAGGCGGCGUCAGCCGUACCAGGCAGCUGCAAACGGGUUCCAGAACCUGGCCCGGACGACGCCUUUGAGCAGACUCGCAGCAUUUGUGAAAAUGCCAUUCGCUGUCACCCCAAAAGGCACGAGGAUCAGUUGGAUUCGUCAGGAUUCUGUUUGAACCACACGGAAAAGCAAGGCGACGAUUGGAUGGGUGCGUUUGGAAGUCUAGACAAGGGGGGCCACACUGGAGAUUGUGGGGAUGGCAUUCGUGCAGGUGGUGCGGGGAGUUGUCGACCAGAGGGCUGUGUGCCCAUCCUGGGGACAGGGGGAUUGGCUGCUGUGCGGUAUGUGGCCGAGGCAGCAGCGGCGAUGGGCAUGAGAGCAAAGGCGGCAGCAUCUGCAGCCUCAGAGCGUGUGUGUCAUAAGUUUGACAACGGCCUGUCAGAACUGUCUGUGGCACUGGGGCCAUGGCUGCCAUUCCCCAAUCUCAUCAUCUGCAGGAGAUCUGCCCUCAGAUUCAGCGUUGCAUGCAAGGGGCCACCUGCCAGCUGA
Molecule: messenger RNA, 891 nt
Organism: Ostreobium quekettii
Lineage: Eukaryota; Viridiplantae; Chlorophyta; Ulvophyceae; Bryopsidales; Ostreobiaceae
Source: the annotation of a GenBank genome assembly